This is a messenger RNA of Agrilus planipennis (emerald ash borer), 4270 nucleotides long. Its product is annotated as multidrug resistance-associated protein 4. The record is from RefSeq and is a predicted model, not a curated record. The coding region runs from base 270 to 4235 and encodes 1321 amino acids. NCBI's taxonomy places the organism in Eukaryota, Metazoa, Arthropoda, Insecta, Coleoptera, Buprestidae. The transcript is spliced from 18 exons. Gene Ontology annotation, biological process: transmembrane transport. Gene Ontology annotation, cellular component: membrane. Gene Ontology annotation, molecular function: ATP hydrolysis activity; ATP binding; ABC-type transporter activity.
CAAGAGACAAUGUCGGGUCAGCAAUUUAGUGGGGACUGUUGGGACCAACUCAAUAGUUCUCUGUCUUGAAGCUGCCCCGGAAUAAACAUUUUUUUUACGUAUUAUUUUUAUUAUAAUAUUCGAAAAGUGCGCAUCGUGGUUUUUGUUACCGCUUUUUCGAGAAAAAUGAAAUUUUGUUUGUCUAUUAGCAGUGGUUUUCUAGUGAUUUAGUGACUUUCGAACAACUACACUAAUCGUUUAUAUGCUUUAGGAAAUAUUAUUAAGAAAAGAUGGACAACUGUAUUAAACUUAACAAGCAAAACCCAAAAAAGGAAGCCAAUUGUAUUUCAAAACUAUUUUUUGUGUGGCUAGUAAAAAUAAUAUACAAGGCUACAAAACAGCCCCUUUCAGUGGACGAUUUGUAUCAAAGUAUGGACUCUGAUGGUUCUUGUAAAUUAACUGAUACAUUAGAAAAACAUUGGGAAGAUGAACUGUGGAAAGCGAAAACAAAAAAUUCGAAGCCAAGCCUUCUUUGUGCCAUCACAAAAACUUUUUUAGCUCAAUUCUCUUUAGCUGGACUAGCUUUAUUUAUAGCUUUCGCUAUCCUAAAACCUCUACAUCCUGUCAUAUUAGCGACAUUCAUUCAAUUAUUUUAUGUGGUUAACGAAGAAGUAGACGAAGAAAAUCGGAAACACAAAAUAAUUUAUGGAUCUUUAAUGAUAGCUAUAUCUAUAGUUUUUAUCUUCUUGAUGCAUCAUGCUAAUUUAGCUGCAGGACGUGUUGGUAUGAGAGUUAGGAUUGCUUGUUGUUCAUUAGUCUAUAGAAAGUUGCUGAAAUUAAGUAAAAAAUCUCUGAAUGACACAGCCGCAGGUCAAGUAGUAAAUUUACUUUCAAACGAUGUAAAUCGUUUCGAUUUGGUGGUAAUAUUUUUACAUUUCGUUUGGAUUAUGCCUCUCCAAGCAGUUAUAUUGAGUUACUUAAUAUGGAUGGAGGUAGGACCAUCGGCUCUGGCUGGAGUAUUGGCCAUGAUCCUUCUUACCAUUCCCGUUCAAGGAUAUUUGGGAAAAUUGGCGUCAACUCUUCGGUUAAAAGUUGCGAAAAAAACUGACAGCAGGGUAAAAAUAAUGAGCGAAUUAAUUUCUGGCAUCCAAGUAAUAAAAAUGUACGCAUGGGAAAAGCCGUUUGCGGAUGUCGUAAAGAUGUCCAGAUCGAAUGAGAUCAAGACAAUAACUAUGGCAAACUUCCUGAAGGGUGUAAACCUAAGUUCGGCCGUGUUUUUGGAACGGCUGGUUCUUUACCUGACGAUUCUAACGUACGUUUUAUUAGGAAGCAAAAUAACAGCCGAUAAAGUUUUUUCCAUUGCCCAAUUGUUUAAUACCAUGCAAUUAACCAUGGCGAUAUUUUACCCGAAUGCAGUCACUUUAGGAUCCGAAUGUCUCGUAUCUGUUAAACGUCUUCAAGACUUUUUGUUACUGGAAGAAAAGCCGACCCCCAAAAUAGUCAAAAAGACCCAUAAGUCCGUCAUUUUGGACAAUAUAACCGCUUUCUGGUCACCUUCCGUAGCAACACUAAAAGAUCUCACAUUUAGAGUAAAUUCAGGUGAACUGUGUGCCAUAGUGGGACCCGUUGGUUCAGGAAAGAGCUCCAUUCUUCAGCUUCUACUCGGAGAGCUACUUCCUUCAGAAGGAAACUUAGAAGUUGGCGGUAGUAUUUCAUACGCUUCUCAGGAACCAUGGCUCUUUGUUUCUACCGUUCAAAAAAAUAUUCUUUUCGGACAAAAGUACAAGGAGAAUUACUACAAACAGGUUGUUAAGGUUUGCGCUCUUGAAACAGAUUUCAAACAAUUUCCUUAUGGUGACAAAACUCUCGUUGGAGAAAGAGGAGUGUCGCUCAGCGGUGGACAGAAAGCCAGAAUAAAUUUGGCAAGAGCUGUCUAUAGAGAGGCUGACAUUUAUCUAUUAGACGAUCCCCUUUCUGCCGUUGACACCCAUGUAGGAAAGCACUUGUUCGAGGAAUGUAUCAUAAAAUAUUUGAGAGGAAAAACGAGGAUUUUGGUAACUCAUCAACUUCAAUAUCUGAAGAAAGCAGACAAAAUUAUUGUACUGAACGACGGUAGAAUUGAAGCUUAUGGUUCGUUUGAAGAAUUAAGUAAGCACACACAUUUGAGCUUUACGAACUUACUGAUAUCUUCAAGUGAGUCAUCCGAAACAGUGAAGAAAACUGCCGAAGUGAAGAGGACAGAAUCAAUAAUAUCUACAAAGAGUGUAAAAUCGGAGUCCAGUGUUCAGCAAGAGGACGAAGAAGAAAACGAAGAGAAAGUCAAUAAGUUGGGAGCUAAAGCUUAUGUUGAUUAUGCAAGAUCUGGAGGAAAUUUCUUCAUUUUAGCAGGCGUUAUUAUAAUGUUGGUUGCUGCUCAACUUGCAUCUAGUGCUGCAGAUUAUUGGACUUCUUAUUGGACUUCCCAGGAAGAGAGAAGAUUUAUAUUGAUGUUAAACUGUACAGCUGAACAUCAUCCAGAAAUUUUAUUACCGGAGUUCGGGGAAAACUCGACCAACUACCUAUAUAACGUAUCAAAUAGUAACUCGACGUAUUAUCAGGACUGUAGGGAGGAUGAUUUCGAUCUUAUAUCGACCAACUCUGCUUUAUUAGUUUACACAUUACUUAUUCUUGGAAGUAUAGUAAUAACCACGUCGAGGUCUAUGUUUUUCUUGAAGGUGUGCAUGAGGGCGUCUAAAAAAUUACAUGGACUCAUGUUUAAUUCGCUGCUGGUGGCACCAAUGCGAUUUUUUGACACGAACCCCAGUGGUAGAAUUCUUAACAGGUUUUCAAGAGACAUGGGAAUAAUUGAUGAACUUUUACCCAGAAUUAUGUUAGAAACACUCCAGAUUUUAUUUGUAAUGAUUGGAAUACUAAUAAACGUUUCGAUAGCGAACGACUGGAUGAUUAUAGUGGCUGUAAUAUUAGGGGCAGUUUUUAUUAAAGUGCAAAGUUGGUACGUUGCUUCUGCCAGAGAUAUCAAGCAUUUGGAAGGGACAACAAGAAGUCCAGUCUUUUCUCAUUUAAAUGCUUCAUUGAAUGGCAUUACCACAAUUAGGGCAUCUGCUGCCGAGAUGCCUUUGAGGAAAGAGUUUGAUUCACAUCAGGAUACGCAUACUUCGGCGUGGUAUCUAACGAUAGCUUGUAUAUCUGCUUUUGGUCUUUGGUUAGAUAUUUUAAGUGUGCUUUAUAUAGCAUGUGUUGCAUUUAGCUUUGUUUUUAUGAACGCAAGUGGUAGUUAUGUUGGUUUGGCUGUUUCUCAAUCGUUAACUUUAACCGGAAUGCUGCAAUUUGGCAUGAGGCAAAUGGCGGAAGUGAUAAGUUACAUGACAUGCGUGGAAAGGGUCCUUGAGUAUACGACUCUGGACAAGGAAGGACCAUUCGAAACGGCCAAAGAAAAUAAACCACAAAAAAUGUGGCCUAGUAAGGGACAAAUAAUAUUCCAGCACGUAUUUUUACAAUAUUCUCCCGAUGAUCCUCCUGUACUAAAAGACCUCAGUUUUUAUGUUAAAGGAGGGGAAAAGGUCGGAAUUGUUGGACGAACUGGCGCUGGUAAAUCGUCGUUAAUAUCUGCUUUGUUUCGACUUACAAACAUUGAUGGUACUAUUUUUAUUGAUGGCGUUGAUACUAAAUUGAUGGGAUUAAAUGAAUUGAGAAGAAGUAUUUCUAUAAUACCCCAGGAACCAGUGUUAUUUUCUGCAUCAAUGAGGUACAAUUUGGAUCCAUUUGAUGAAUAUGAAGACAAGGCAGUAUGGCACGCAUUAGAAGAGGUCGAGUUAAAGGAAUCGGUUGCGUCGCUGGACCUUUUGGUACAAGAAGGAGGAAGUAACUUUAGUGUUGGUCAACGCCAACUGAUUUGUUUGGCUCGAGCGAUAUUGCGGAACAACAAAGUUUUAGUGUUAGAUGAAGCCACAGCCAAUGUUGAUCCAAGAACGGACGCACUCAUACAAGCGACAAUUCGACGAAAAUUCAAAACGUGCACAGUAUUGACUAUAGCGCAUCGUUUGAAUACGAUAAUGGAUUCAGACAAAGUGCUGGUAAUGGACGGAGGCAGAAUUGCAGAGUACGAUCACCCCCAUAAACUCUUACAAAACGCGCAGGGACAUUUUUACAAAAUGGUUGCCGAAACGGGCCCUUCGAUGGCCGUCCAACUUCACGACGCUGCUUACAGGGCUUACAAGAAUAGUUACUACAAUGACGAUGACGUUACCAAAAUGUAGCAAUAAAGCAAAAUAAAUAAAUAAUUAUACAGCUA